Messenger RNA from Medioppia subpectinata, 944 nucleotides. Lineage: Eukaryota; Metazoa; Arthropoda; Arachnida; Sarcoptiformes; Oppiidae. The record is from the annotation of a GenBank genome assembly.
AGUACUUAAAGAAACAAUAGUUGAGUGUUUGGGCGUUGUAUUCAUUUAGCAAUCACUGAAACAUUGAUAUUAAAACUGGAAGCAAUUACAUCCCAUCUAUUGAGAAGCCAUUGCCGGGAUGUGAGCGAAAGAAUCUGACAUUUUGUUUGACGUCAUCUAAAGAGUUGGCCAAAUGUCUAGACCUUCAAAAAGCAGCGUUUGCUCGAAGAAUAAGACCACAAAUUAGAUGCCAUUCCGCCGAUUCAUACAAAGCUUGUGUCGAAGCCGUCAAUAACCGAAAGGCAGACCUAAUAACUCUGGAUUCGCAACACUUUUAUCGCGCCUCAAGAUAUGAUUUUCUAUUACCGAUCGCAACGGAAGUGACGGAAACACCGAACUAUUCAGUAGCUGUGGUUCGCGCAGAUUCACAGAUCUCUUCGCUCGCAGAUCUGAAAGGGAAGCGAUCGUGUCAUACGGGCUUUGGACACAUGACCGGUUGGGUUGUGCCCGUCGGCGCUCUCAUUCAAGAUUCAGUCAUUUCAACGCAAAAUUGCAACAGAGCUGAAGAGAUGUCCCAAUUUUUCAUGGGUUCGUGUGUUCCCGGAGCCGCCGACGCAAGAAUCAAUUCUAAUGGCAGUGGAGUCGACAGCCUAUGUUCACAAUGUAUUGGCGAUCAGAACGGCAGUCAUAUCUGCGAGAUAUCGGGUGCCGAGCGAUACAGUGGAGAAGAGGGAGCCUUCAGAUGUUUAGUGGAAGGGAGAGGAGACGUGGCGUUUGUCAGCUAUAAAACAGCCCUUCAAUUGACUGAUGGAAAAAGUAGUGAAAAGUGGGCCAAAGACUUGCGUUCAGUAGAUUUUAGACUCUUGUGUCGAAACCAAAAUAAAAGUAAUGGAAACAGUGUUUCAAUGACCAAUGAUUUCGACACAAUUCCCAAUCCAAACAGCGUUCACAACAAUCAACGCUUC